AUGUUCGGGUUCGGUGAGGAAGGCCUCACCGUAGAGAGCAACAGAAUUCCAUGGCUCAUUUUGACUCAACUACUUGUUCUUCUUCUUCUCCUCUUCGCACUUCUCUUUUUCUUCGUUAUCUUCCCUUUGGAUCCCGACGACAACCUCGUCAACGCCGACACCCCUCCUUCUUCGACCUCUUCCAAUGUGUUCCUCUUUGACCAUAUUCAGCAGAUUGAGUUGCCUGUCGCUAUUCACGGUUCAUCACCCUCUCAUUCAACAACUACUCUUCAACAGCACCGGAAGCUGCAGUCAUUUUACGUUUUCCUAAGGUUGGUGAUGGUGGUGUCUGCACUGGAAAAUGGAUAUGACCAUCCUGUCCCAGGCGGUAAGGAGAAUGUAGUUAUAGAAGGAGAAAUAGCAACUGGUCCAAGCAUGAGAAGGGAAGAGGAGAUUAUGGAGGAGGAAGAUUCAUCACUGUAUUUUCACCCAUGCCAUUAUUUUCAAGUAGCCACGGUAGCAUUUCUCAAAUGUUUUGGUUUGGAUUCUUCAUCUGAAACCCCUUCAACACGAACACGUAGGAAAAGAAAGGAAAGCUGA
This is a messenger RNA of Sphenostylis stenocarpa, 579 nucleotides long. NCBI's taxonomy places the organism in Eukaryota, Viridiplantae, Streptophyta, Magnoliopsida, Fabales, Fabaceae. The record is from the annotation of a GenBank genome assembly.